AUGGACCACGGUCCCAAGGAAGGGGACUCCGUCGGAGCCGCGGCCGGGGACGCCGCUCGGGGCGCCGCCUCUUCCUCCGGCGGGGUGGUGGUGCAAGUCCGGGAGAAGAAAGGCCCCCUGCGCGCGGCCAUCCCCUACAUGCCCUUCCCCGUGGCCGUCAUCUGCUUGUUCCUCAACACCUUCGUGCCGGGGCUAGGGACGUUUGUGUCGGCCUUCACGGUACUGUGUGGAGCUCGAACUGACCUCCCUGACAGACACGUUUGCUGCGUCUUCUGGUUGAACAUUGCUGCAGCGCUGAUUCAGAUCCUCACCGCCAUUGUAAUGGUUGGAUGGAUCAUGAGUAUAUUUUGGGGGAUGGACAUGGUCAUUCUUGCCACGGAACGAAGGUGCAGAGCAGCGGAGAGUGACCUUCACUGAUCACUUUUAUAGCACACCCCACCCCAGAGGUGCUGCCACAUGGAUUCUUGGACUGGC
Euleptes europaea (tarantolino) is the source of this 474-nucleotide messenger RNA. RefSeq names its product stum, mechanosensory transduction mediator homolog (gene STUM). The coding region runs from base 1 to 417 and encodes 138 amino acids. The record is from RefSeq and is a predicted model, not a curated record. The transcript is spliced from 3 exons. Lineage: Eukaryota; Metazoa; Chordata; Lepidosauria; Squamata; Sphaerodactylidae.